GUCCCUAUAUAGCUGUGUGUGAGCGUGUGAGUCGGUUUUUGCCGCAAAGAUGAAUAUACAGCUGCAUGUGAAUGAGGCUAGGAACGCAACGGUGAUUCUGUCUUUUUUCUAGAUGGCGCAGUUCGCUUCAAAGACGCUCGGGGCGAGAUCCUUCGCUCCGUGCGUCUCGGGAGGUUUGCGCGUUUUCUCUUGCUCGAAGAGACAAGAGUCUUCUCUCGCGACCAGAGGCGAGAAGGCCGCUCCUCACCCUGCUCGCGCGCCUCUCUUGACCAGCGCCGUUUUCGCUCGACAGCCGGCACGCAUCCGAUCGCCUCCACCUCGAAUUCUGGGGACAGACCCCCAAGAGAGGAAACGAGACAGAAACUUUCGUGGACGCCUCAGAGACACCCAGUCUCCUUCUUCUCUGUCUCCUUCCCCGGCCUCUUCUUCGCCUCCUCACGAUGCUUCUUCUUCUCUCUCAGUGUCGCGAGCAGAGGGGGGGAGACCCUGGAGCUCCUUGGAAAAGCGAAGGGCGUUGGAGAGGAGCGGCGAGAGCGAGAGGGGGGAGAGGCGACGGCCGGAGAGCAGGUCGCAGAAUGCGAGAGACAGGGACUUCCAGUUGGCGCAUGCACGGCAGAAGGCGAACGGGAAGGAGCAGAACAUUUGCGCAAUCACCUCCGCCCUCUGUCGAGAAGCCUCGCGACACGCUGCCCGCGGAGACGCUGCCCUCUUCCUCGCAACGCUCUCAGCAGCUGCACACAGUGCAGAGCGGCCUAUAGAGGUCUCGCAGACUUUGCAUGUCUUGGCGACCGUCUUCGCCUGCAAGAAGGGGAGAAGAAAAGUCGUUUUUCCCCUCCCUGCCUCGACCGUGUGUGCCACUGACCCAGCACCCCCGCCUGACGCCCAGCCGAAGACAGAGGCGACCGCGCGGCUCCCAGGCUCUGGGGAGGCGGAGGUGACAGGAAGAGAAGAAGGAAACACAACGGAACAGGCGGCGCUCCCUGAGGAAGUGGAACAGCUUCUCCGACUAUUAGCCGAGAAAGCCACACAGCGGCUAGAGCUCAUGGAGCCGAAGUCGAUCUGCAUCGUCGCGUCCGCCUUCACCCUCUUGCGACGCUUUCCUCCGCGGGACCUUGCAGUCGGUUUGCUGAAGACGUUUCCAACUUUUCUGCCGAUCAAUGCAAAUGGCUACGACCUCACGUGCGUCGCUUCUUUUCUCGCCACAUUUCCUCGGCAAAUCUGUGCGACGGUCGAUGAAGUGAAUUCUCUCCAGGCGUCUCGACUUCCUCUCCCGGCUCCAGGAUCUUCUUCGUCUCUCUCUUCCUCUUCAUCUCUCGUCGCUGCUUCUCUUCUGCCGCCGUACCCUGCUCUCUGGCAGGACAUCUUGGUUCGUCUGCCUCACGAGCUCGCGGCGCUCUCUCCCAUUGCUGUUGCGGGGCUUCUGCAUGCGUCCUGUUCUCUGUCUCUCAGUCUCUCGUCUCCUGUCUCUUCUUCUCCCUCCACAGAAGAGGCGCGCGCCUCCUGGGCGUCUCUCCUCGACACGCAGCGCGUGGUUCACAGGGACAUUGUUCUCUUCCUCAAACAAGGCGACCGCUGUGCUCCUCUUUCAUCCUCAACUUCUCUCUCUCCUCCGUCUCCUCCGGCCGUCCGUGCGUCGUUUUCGCCUGCAUGGGGCGGAGGCGCCGGCAGUCCUGAGUGUGGAGGCGAUUCGCUUUCGUAUCACUGGCGGACGCUGGAGAAUCAGAGUCAGAUUCUUCGUUUCCUCGGAGAGGACGGCGUCGCGACUCCUCCGAGGUCCGGCGAAGGGCCGGCGCUUGCAGCUUCUCCUUCUUCGCCUUCGUCUCUCUCUUCGCCUCUCUCUUCGCCUCUCUCUUCUGUCUCCGCUCGAAGCCUCGCGACUCUCUGGCUGUCGGAGGUUUUGCGCCUUCUCCAGAUUCAGCUGCUCAGGCGCGUGCCGCAAAUUCUCGGAACUGCCAAGCCGCAACAAAUUUCCAACAUUGCGCAUGAUCUCCAGUGUCUAGGCUUUCUCGCUCCCGUCUUGCGGCCUCUUGCUUCUUCGAGGCCGGAGGCGCCGGUACCGCCUUCUGGGUUGAAGCUGUUUGACCAACUGCUGGAGGCAGCGACGGCGAAUCUUGCGGAUUUCUCGUCGCGCGACUUUGCCGUGUUUCUCUCCGCUGUGAGCCGAGUCGUUGAAUCGCUGAAAGUGCAGGAGUCGCUCUUCCUCCCCUUCCCGGAAGAACGGUCGUCGUCUUCCCCCACCCUGUCACUCCCGAAGGCCGCCAAAAAUCCAGAGCUCGACAGUCUCGAAGCGCGGGAAGCCGCCGCUCAGGCUGCCUCUGUCGCCUCCGCACUCCGGCGCCUCGAUGGAUCGGGCCUUCUCGGGACUUCGCUUCUUUCUGUCCUUCCUCGAGCGACUGCCAAGGACCUUCGCGCCCUGAUCUCGGCGUUGCCCCGCGUUUGGCACUUCCGAGACAGAAUGCUCGCGCAACGCCUCAAGUUGCGGACUCUCGCGCCUCGUGGCGACGCGAAGCGCGGCCUUGACAGAGAGAAGAAACCGGAGAAGGGAGGCGCAGAGACACGCUUGCAAACGGAGCUUUCAGGCCUUCUAGGUGAAGGCCCUUCGAGUCGCCAGCGCAUGCAGGAACUCGCCCUGCUUCACAGUCUCCUUCACCGACUCCACGCUGGGCGCCAGAUCCAAGAGUUAGAUCCCAAAGAACUCGCCGGCCUUGCCCUCGACGUCGCUCGCCUAAGACCCUUCGCGCUGGAGACAGCUGCCGCGGCAGCCUCGACCGCGGUCGACGCGAAGCAGCACCUCGUCGAGGAGACACUGUCGGCGAUUUGCCGGGCCAUCCACGACCGUCUUGGCGCCAUCUACCUUGCCGGGCGCGCAGGCAACAGCUUAGCUCGCGAGGCAAGCGGUCUGGCCGACCGCGGAGACAAGAAAGGAGACACGUUCAGAGACCUCGGCGACGCUUCGGACCCGCCAGGCCCUCGUCUCGGCGCCCAGGCGAUGACGGCGCUUAUGUCAGCGUUGCUUCACGCGUCUUCCUCGAAACUCCUGUCGCUCGAGAGCCAACGGCCUUCGGAGCUGCUGUUGGAGAAGACGCGUUUCCCCCUUUCCCUGGCGCUCCUUUCUCGGGACCUUCUGGAGUCCCUGCGACCGCGGCGGAGCCCAACGAGGAGACAGACGCCACAGGAAGGAGACACGUCGGCCAGCCAGGAAGCCGCCGGGGCCUUGGCGCUACGCGGCACCGACGAUGCCCUCGAGACGUACGCCGCCUGUCUGUUGCGUCGCGAAAGAGUUCUCAGUUCCUGUCCCGCAGAAAAACGGCGCGACUCCAAAUCCCCUCGGGAUGCGUUUUUCUCUUCGUUCUCGCCGCUCUCUUCUUCGUCCUCUCGGUCGUUUCCCUUCGCUUCUUCGUCGGACCUUCUCCUCUCUCCUGAGGAAGCAGCGGCGGCAGGACCUUCCGCGGACCCUCAGGUUGGGCCGGUCGCCCUGUCGACUGUCUGUUCGGCUCUGGCGCAUUUUCAUAAACUCGGAGGCUUCCCAGACUCUGGUUGUUUUCGAGCUGCUGCUGACGCGCAUGUACGCGAGUUUUCGCACGUGGAAGACGGAGACAGAGACGGCGACGCGCGUCAGCUUGAGGGCAGCGAGGGAACUUCGGCCUCCGGCGAAGAACUCUUUCCUGGAAAAGAGACGCGGUGUUCGAAUCCGGAACAGCCCGGUCUCCCGCGUCACUCCUCGACUUUGUUCAGUUUUCCUAACUCUUUUCCUUUUCCGUUGCUGUCAUGGGAGAGCCUCGAGUCUCCGUCUAGCGUACAUCCCGGCUCCGGCCUUCCAUCCUCUUCGCUCUCUUCUUCCCUCCACGGGUCCAUCCCCUCUUCUCUGCUCGCUCCUUCGUCUUCUCGGUCUCCUGUCUCUCCGGUGCCUUGCUGCCUCAGUUCCGUCUCCUCGAACUUGCUUCCUUGGCUGCUCUUCCGAUCUCUCCAGCAACUGCCGGCUUUUCAGCCUCGGGAUAUUCUCGCAGUGCUCGAGAUGCUCUCUGUCCUCGGACCCCCUCCAGUGUCUCUCCCUCGCGAGUUUGGCGUCCUCGACGGCGAAGCUGGAAGCAGCGAAAACGGCCGGCGAGGCGCCAACGAAUCCCGAGAGGCAAGUGACGGCGGAGUGCACGCAGAACUCCAGACCAGUGGGCUCCGACGAGAGGCUCUGCAGGCGGCCUUGGUGGCGUCUCUUCUCCGGGCGGCUGCGGCGCGUUUGAGGCUUCUGCCGUCUGAACCUUCCGACGACGUCGACUCCGACUCUCCUUCUCUUCUUCCUCCAUUUUCCCCUUCCGGCGAAGAACAGCAGCUGGAAAGGCCAGUCGAAAGUGGAGAAGACCCCGCAGAGGCUCGCGGCGUUUCGCCAGGCCUUCUGAGAACCACCGGAGCGUGGACGCCGAGUCAGGUGUCUCUUCUUCUUUUCUCUUUCGCUCGUUUCGCCUCUUCUCCAGUUCCCUUCGACCCUCCAGCCUCGCUGUUUCGGCCGCUCCUUCUCCACUUUUAUCUUCUCCUUCCCUCUUACAGUUUGUCUGAUCUCCUCCGCGCUCUCGCGAGUUUCGCUAUCCACCGUCCCUGCUUCUUGGUCGCUCUGGAGGUCGCUGCAUCGCACAGCGAGGCUGCCGCCUCGCCGGCGUAUCUACCGUCUCUCCUUCCCUCUCCGCGUUUGUCUUCUCACGAGUCCUUCUGCGCAAGGCGCGAUGCUUCUCCGGCUGCGCGCGCGCCCAUUUUACUCCCGGGGGAGGACGACGGCGAGGCUCUCGAGAUCCUCGUCGCGGAUGUGUGGAGGCAUGUGCGGUGGAAGCUUCCGCGGCACUCGCUGUCGGCGUCACAGUUGGUGCAGAUGAGUGACCUUUUUCUCUUUCUGGAGAAGGAGUUGGAGCGCAAGAGGACUCGGCAAAACGGAGCCUCGCUGUCGCAUUCAUGUUUCGAUCGUUGCGAAGGCCGAGAGGGAGAGCCUGUUGCCCGCAGAGACACACUCCGGGCGCAGAAGUCCCUGCCUCAGCAGCAGCAGCGCCUGAGUCCCGGUGCCUGGAGGAAAUUCGUCAAAAUCGGCGACGCAAUUCACGAUCGAUUCGCUGCCUUCAAAGUCCAGGAAGGUGACGAAAGGGGAGAAGAAAGAAGCGACGGAGGGGAAGUACAAGAACAGCGCGGAGAGGAAGAGGAGGAGACAGAUUGUGGCGCUGAAGGUCGCGAAUCGCCGCAGCUGAGAAGGGAUGAAGAGGCGAGGGCGUCUGUACCUCGAGACGAGACGAAACGAUGGACACCAGGAAUUGGAGAGGGGAAGGAAGCGGCAGCAGAAGCAACUGGACGAGACGCCAGCACGCAGGCUCUGGCGAAGAGACGACGGAGAGAAGAAAGGCUCCGAGGAGAAAGGGAAGAAGAGACAGUGGAGCUCUGGUGUCGCGCUCUCCACAUUUGGGGGCAGGCAGGCUGCAGAGACAUGCCAUUUCUGUCCUUCGCGAUUUCGCGACUCAAGCGAACUCUCCUUCGCGCGCGAGUCGCGAGAGCAGCCGAGGCGCAGAAUGGCAGGAGGCUAGGGAGCGAAGCAGCAGACGGAACAGGACGCUCAACGGAGGCAACAGAGGCGCGGAGACUCGACGCCGCACGGGUCGCAGAGACAGGAGACGCGCUUGAAGGAGCGAGCCUCAGCUCGAGUCGAGAAGACGCGAAGACGGAAGAGAGCAGACGAAGUCGAGGAAACGGACGAGGCAAAGAAGUGGACGUUUCUCCUUUCGAGAAAGUCGACCUUCUCGUCGACGCCGCCUUCGGCCUCAGUCGCCUCGGGUGCACCACCACGACUGCGCAUCCACACCUGAACGCUACAGCGAACGAGGUUCUCGAAAUACUUUUCGAGGACAUCUUUGCCGCGCUUCGUCCGGGAACGCAUGCAGCGAAGGCGAAACAAACGGACGAAGGGUCGUCGACUCCGCACACAGAACCAGAGGGAAUGCCCGAUUCAGAAACGCAUGCUCUUCGUGAACUCAACAAUUCCGUCUCCUUGUCACCUCUCUCUUCGUCUCCGAAUUCUUCGUCUCAACCGUCCUCUUCUGCAUCUUCUGCUGUGUCUUCUUCACCUUCUUCUUUGUUUUCUGCGCCUUCUUCCUUCGCGUCGGCUUUGGCUGCUUCUCCUUCGGAGGCCGCUGUGCCCCCCCUGCCAUUCGAGCGCGCGAUUCGCCUGUUGGCUGCCUUCCUGCUGUGGCGGCCGCCUUCGAUCUUGGGUCGACGCGUCGCCGUGGAGUUCUUGUCGCUUUUCCGAGGAUAUCCUCAGAUGUCUCGCGUCUUGGACGACAUGCGGAGCGACCCCAGGCGCCGCCUGCGUUCACAAGAGAGCAAAAGAGCGCGGCGAGGCGUCGGUCGAAGAAGCGAAGUUGAGCGGGAGAGAGCCGCGGGGACCUUUGAGGGCGCGAGAGAGGUGAACGAGUUCCAGAACGCUUCAGUGCAGCAGCGCACAGCGAAUCUGUUGCGGCUUUUCACUGCUCGGUGCGUGUUUGACUGGAAUCUCUCAGCGGAUUCGCUUCUCCAGUGGAACAGUUUCUCGAGAAACUCUCCACUUUUUGAGGUCGCAGAAAGAGACGGAAGGCGACUCGAGCGCCUCGGCGCCGCACGGGGAGGUCGCGAAGCCCCAGAGGAGCGAACGGGGAGCCUGGAAGCGGCUGAGGUGUAUGUGCAGCUGCUGAGGUCACUGGGUCGGUUUGAGCGCGAGAGCGACGGAAAGACCAAGGCGGCGAGUGAGGUCGAUGUUUGGGGUGAAGACGAAGCGGAGUUGGGUGUGGUGGACAGCGGCGAAGUGCGAAAGGCGGGAGACUUGUGCGAAGCAGACAUCGUGGACAAGACGCUGCUUGCAAGUCGCGCCCAUGAGGUCUCGAAGCGAAACGAAAUCGUGUGUCUCCUUCGCCGUCUCCACCGCAAAUUCGUCACGCACUUGUCUCCGGCAUCUUUCAGUGAGACGCGGAGGCACGCGCUUUCAACAAAAGAGGAAAACAAGGAAAAGAGUCCAGACCAGGCCGCUGUACAAACGCGAGAGACAAACGCUCCCCACUGGCUCUUCGGAGGGGCUGCGAGCGGCAAGGCCUUUUUUUCUCCAACAGAAGAAGGAAGAGAAAAAAACGAGAAACAGCGAGAGGAAGACUGCUGUGGAGUGAGGAAGAAAGGAGACGGCGUCGACGCGUUUCUCUCACAAAGAGAGGAGGCAGGACAGGUUGAAAACGCAGAGUCGUCUAGAGAGAAGGCACCCGGUUUUAUCUUCGCCUUUGACGAACAUGCAGCUGUCUUCGACGACACCGCAAGCGACGACGAAGAGUCACUCAUAUUCUCUUCUUCUCAGGAUUUUUCGCCUCUCUCGGGAGCGGCGAGAAACGAUGCAGACUCGAGUCAACAGAGCAAACUUCGUGCUCAAGAGAAACUGCCGUUGUUCACACAGGGAGCGCAGACGUCUUUCCCUGCUGUCGCUGCGUCGCCCGGCGGCACGGAAGGGGAGGCUGGCUCGGCUUUCCGAGCUUCUCGGAAGAACGCGGUAAAACUGCAUGCAGACGCCUCUUCCUUGACGGAACUCGAGAGAGAAGUACUCAGGAAUCUCCAAAAACUGUCGUCUCACCUUUUGUCUCCGGCUCGCAAACUCCACCUACAGACCUCCGUCUACGCGCCUCCCUACACGCUUCCCCUCGUCGAUUCCACCUACCGGAUUGCCUUCGAGAUCGCAACUCCGGAGAAUUUUUUCCGAGAUCCGGAGGGAGCAGAAAUCGAACUGACUGCCUGGACGUCUCUGCGCCAUGAACUGCUUCAUGCCCAAGGAUGGUGUGUCGUCGCUAUCCCCCAUUUCGAGUGGACUGCCCUUCCAGAUCGUUUGACUAGGCUUCGCUAUCUUCAGCGGCAACUUCUAAAAGCUGUUCUCUCUCGAAACUCUCCUUCUUUGCCUUCCGGUGGUUUCUCCUGCUCUUCUUCCGCGUUUGCUACUGUGUCCUCCUCGGUUGCGACCUCUCAUUCUUCCUUCCUCCACUCCUCUCCCUCGACGCUUUCUUCUUCUCUGUCUCCGUCUUCUCCCGCUGCCGCUCUCUCGUCUUCGCCUUCUCUCUGGUGUGGUCAAGAGACGCCCUGGUCGGGAGAAGCGGAGAGACGCGGGGAGUGGAUCGCCAGCGAGCCUGUGAGGAAUACGUUCGACUCCGCAGAGCCGCGGCUGAGAGCGAGCGAGCUCCCGGGUGGAAGUCUUCUCAGAGAAAAUGACGGCUUUGCUGAGACGCGGGAGAACUUGUUUGCGAAGCUUGGGGGGAAGCGAGUCGGCAGGCGAGAAGAACAACGACGCCGCCCGCCAGCCUCUGAGGCUCCCCGGAGAAGGGAUGAAGCAGCGACAGACAAAGGACGGUAAAGCGGACGGACAGAGCGGCAAGCGAAUGUGUGAAAAGAUCCGUUGGCGGGUGGAGGGGAGAAUGUGAGCAUGAGGGAAAGGGACGAUACACGCAGAGAGGGAGAAACAGCCGCUUCUUCCGAGCUGGAAGGCGAAGAGAUUUUGUGUUUUUCUCUGUCGAUUUGCUAGAGUGAUAUGGCAAAUAGUUCUCUGUGUUCGUCUCGCUCGUGUCAUGUUAUCUGCUCUUGCAGUGUGACUCGUUUCGCUUGUACUAACAAGAAUCUCUUCAAAAAACUGCGUUUGUGUAUCCUUCUUUCCUCCCUCAGUACCUCCUUCUCCUCCGUCUCGG
Messenger RNA from Toxoplasma gondii ME49, 8708 nucleotides. Its product is annotated as RAP domain-containing protein. The transcript has 8 exons. Lineage: Eukaryota; Apicomplexa; Conoidasida; Eucoccidiorida; Sarcocystidae. Bases 113 to 8380 code for a protein of 2755 amino acids. The record is from RefSeq and is a predicted model, not a curated record.